AUCAGUCUCGCGCUCACCGCCCGGCUGAGGAGGUGAAAGUUUCUCCCCAGGAAGAUAAACCGCAAAAGACAAUAUUGUGCAUGAUUUGCGCCUUUUCUUUGCUUUUUCUCCCCCCCCCCUUUUUUUUUCAAAAAGCAGAGAGGGGGAAAAAGGGAGAGUUGAAGGAUCGAGGAGGAGAGCCAGAGAGAGAGAGAGAGAGAGAGAGAGAGAGAGAGAGAGAGAGAGAGAGAGAGAGAGAGAGAGAGACUGAGACUAGUGGAGAAGUGAGGAGGGGCGCGCUGCGCGAGGAGACAGGGCGAGCAGUGGCAGCUCUGGCGAUCACAUUCCUCUAUGCCACAAAUCCGGGAAGAAGUUUUAUUGGGGGGCUGAGAUGUUCUAUGCCUUUCCCCGGGCAGCCUUGACUCGAGGCCCUCUCGGCAGAGACUGAGCGGCGAGAAAGUGAGAGCCCGGCCCGCGCGGUUCGAGCGGCUGGCGCCGGAGCCCGCCUUCUACCGGCCGGCAGUCGUCUCGCUUGCCUGCCUUUGGCCGGGCGGGUGCGGGCUAGCGCCUGGCCGCUGCCUGCUGGCUGAGACUUCGUUAGGUGGGUCGACUCCCCCUCCCUCCUCCUCUUCUUCCUCCUCUUCCUCCGCCUCCUGUUCCUCCUCCUCCUCCUGAUCUUCCCUCCUUGGCGGGCGAGGGUGGGGGGGUCGGGGGAGGCCGGGGCUUGCCCCGUGCAGCCACGAUGCUCCUGGACGCCGGACCCCAGUAUCCCGCGAUCGGUGUGACCACCUUUGGUGCAUCCCGGCACCACUCGGCGGGCGACGUGGCCGACAGAGACGUGGGCCUGGGUAUCAACCCGUUCGCCGACGGCAUGGGCGCCUUCAAGCUCAACCCCAGUUCGCACGAACUGGCCUCGGCCGGCCAGACAGCCUUCACGUCGCAGGCUCCCGGCUACGCCGCUGCUGCGGCCCUGGGCCACCAUCACCACCCCGGCCACGUCGGCUCCUACUCCAGCGCUGCUUUCAAUUCUACCCGGGACUUUUUGUUCCGCAACCGGGGCUUUGGCGACGCGGCGGCGGCAGCUAGCGCCCAGCACAGUCUCUUCGCUGCUUCGGCCGGCGGCUUCGGGGGCCCACACGGCCAUACGGACGCCGCGGGCCACCUCCUUUUUUCUGGGCUUCACGAGCAGGCGGCUGGCCACGCUUCGCCCAACGUGGUUAACGGGCAGAUGCGGCUAGGUUUCUCCGGGGACAUGUACCCACGGCCGGAGCAAUACGGCCAGGUGACCAGCCCACGAUCCGAGCACUAUGCCGCACCGCAGCUUCACGGCUACGGGCCCAUGAACGUGAACAUGGCUGCACAUCACGGCGCUGGAGCCUUCUUCCGCUAUAUGCGCCAACCCAUCAAGCAAGAGCUUAUCUGUAAAUGGAUCGAGCCCGAGCAGCUGGCCAACCCCAAAAAGUCGUGCAACAAAACUUUCAGCACCAUGCACGAGCUGGUCACGCACGUCACGGUGGAGCACGUCGGCGGCCCAGAGCAGAGUAAUCACAUCUGCUUUUGGGAGGAGUGUCCACGCGAGGGCAAGCCCUUCAAAGCCAAAUACAAACUGGUCAACCACAUCCGAGUGCACACGGGCGAAAAGCCUUUUCCCUGCCCGUUUCCUGGCUGCGGCAAGGUUUUCGCGCGUUCAGAGAACCUCAAGAUCCACAAAAGGACGCACACAGGGGAGAAGCCCUUCAAGUGCGAGUUCGAGGGCUGCGACCGGCGCUUCGCCAACAGCAGCGACCGCAAGAAGCACAUGCACGUGCACACUAGCGACAAGCCCUACCUUUGCAAGAUGUGCGAUAAGUCCUACACGCACCCCAGCUCUCUGCGCAAACACAUGAAGGUCCACGAGUCCUCUUCUCAGGGCUCACAGCCUUCGCCCGCCGCCAGCUCCGGGUAUGAGUCCUCCACGCCACCCACCAUCGUGUCUCCCACCACAGACAACCCGACCACCAGCUCCAUGUCGCCCUCUUCCUCCGCGGUCCACCACACAGCCGGCCACAGCGCGCUCUCUUCCAAUUUUAACGAAUGGUACGUUUAAAAUCAGAAACAAAACAUGACGACCCUAUUUAAGAGACUGAACACACACGCAUAUACACAGUAUUAUUGAAAGAAUCCUGAAACUCGAGACACCCCUCGUCCCGAUCCCGCAAACGUUUGUUUUGUUUGUUUGAUUUUGUUUAUAAAUCUGUCGAUAAAUCCAGGACUGAGUAAAACAGAGGAAGCAGCAAGCCUUUAGGGUUUUUAUUUUCCCCCAAAUUUCUUUCUUUUCUUUUUCCUCCCCCCUUUGAAAAGGUUUGGUAACUGAAGGGCGGGAGGGGGUGUAAGAGAAGGCGGUUGCCUGACCGAACACCGCCAAAGGCCCUGAGGGCCAAUUUCUUGUUGGAUCAGAACAAGCUCUCUGGGGCUUCAGCUUUUCUUUAUCUUCUUGUUUUGUUUUCUUGUAAAUACAGAAUUAUUAGCUUAAAUCUGUUCUGGGAUUCUGUAUAUAGCUACACUUCGGUUGGAGUGGGUGGGUGGGAUCGUGGCGUGGUGGUCUUUGCCUUGGGGAGGGGAGGGCCAGCGGGAGGGGGGAGGGGGAUGGGAUGGGCGGCCGAAAGCCAACUGUUUGUACUGAAUGGCGAGAAUGUUCUAGUAAAUGUGUACCAAAAUGUGAACUACUUUGUACGAUUACAGUCUCCACGUCGACCUAACAGAAUAUUAUUGAUAUUAAUGUGCUUUUUUUGUAUAAAGUGCAAACAUUUCGUCCCAAAGUCUGAGUACUUUAGUGCAGUAAAAUGUUGUUUCAUGUCCUGUCAAGAUUUCGUAUAGUACGAGCCUGGAUCUACGUGUCAAACUGUUCCAUUUGUUUAUGUAAAGUGAUAUUAAAAAGAUAUAAACUAUAGCUGUCCAUUGCUUUUGGCAAAAUAUACAACCACACAAUGUAUAUAAUUCCUAGUUUCCAUAUUUAUCCGCAUGUAAAGGGUCUGGUUUAUCCAUGUUACAGCUAUUCAAUAUUUAUGGCUAG
Messenger RNA from Arvicanthis niloticus (Nile rat), 3031 nucleotides. It is a transcript of the gene Zic1, whose product is annotated as Zic family zinc finger 1. Gene Ontology annotation, biological process: regulation of transcription by RNA polymerase II. The record is from RefSeq and is a predicted model, not a curated record. NCBI's taxonomy places the organism in Eukaryota, Metazoa, Chordata, Mammalia, Rodentia, Muridae. Gene Ontology annotation, cellular component: nucleus. Gene Ontology annotation, molecular function: DNA-binding transcription factor activity, RNA polymerase II-specific; RNA polymerase II cis-regulatory region sequence-specific DNA binding.